This is a messenger RNA of Exophiala xenobiotica, 1110 nucleotides long. RefSeq lists its product as uncharacterized. Gene Ontology annotation, molecular function: hydrolase activity, hydrolyzing O-glycosyl compounds. The transcript has a single exon. Lineage: Eukaryota; Fungi; Ascomycota; Eurotiomycetes; Chaetothyriales; Herpotrichiellaceae. The coding region runs from base 1 to 1110 and encodes 369 amino acids. The record is from RefSeq and is a predicted model, not a curated record. Gene Ontology annotation, biological process: carbohydrate metabolic process.
AUGUCCAACAUUCCCAUAGCCGACAUCGACACGCCCGACCCAUGGAUGCUCCGGCACAACAACUACUUCUACCUAACAUUCACCUGCGGCAACCGCGUCGAGAUCUGGAUGUCCCAGUCCAUGGAAAACUUCCGGUCAUGCCAGAAGAUCACAGCGUGGCACCCGACCCCCGGCACACCGUGGUCCAUUGACCUCUGGGCUCCGGAACUACACUACCUCCACGGCACAUGGUACGUGUACUUCUGCGCGGCGCACCCCGGCCAGGGCAACCCAUCGCAUCGGACCGUGCUGCUGCGCUCAUCGAGUCAAGACCCCAUGGACGCCGGCGCGUGGUCGUUCCUCGGCCCAUUGCAGGGUCUCCCUGAUCAUUGGAACAUCGACGCCACCGUUCUCUCGCUACACAACAAGCUCUACUGCUGCUACUCCGGCUGGCCGCUUGGCGACCAUUCCGACACGCAGCAGGACCUCUUCCUGAUCGAACUGGCCGACCCAGAACACGCACUCACAAAUACAUUGACGUGUAUAUCGCGCGCCGAGUUACCCUGGGAACGGCCCGAAGGCGGACGCAGGGGCGUGAACGAAGGCCCGACGUGGCUCAGCAUGUCGUCUUGCGGGGGCGAGUUCGAGGGCAUAGUCUACUCCGCCAAUGGGAGCUGGACGAGCGAUUAUACUCUCGGUCUCUUACACUACACCGGUGGUGAUCCACUGAACGGCAGAUCAUGGCGGAAACGACCAAAACCGUUACUCAGAUCAUGCCGAGAAAAAGGUGGACCGUUUGGACCCGGACACGCGAGUUUCAUACCGGUUGUCGAUGAGGGACCGAGGAACGAGGGCCCAGCAGGGAGCGGGUGGAGAAGUGGCAGAGUGUAUUGUAUUUACCAUGCGACGGAGAGGGAGGGCGAAGGAUGGAACAAUCGCAAGGCGAGGGUCCUGUGUUUGCAUGGUGGUCAUUUCCAUCCAAGUGCCGAGAGUUGUUGUUGUUCGAUGCGUGGCAUGGCAGGACUACAGGAGCGGAAAAGCCACGAGCCUGUGAUGCAUGCUGAACAUCACGGGAGUGGCCUUCUGCAUGAGAUUGGGAACAUGCUAAGGAAGAAGAUCAACGAAUUUUGA